ACAAUUAUCCGCGAAAACGAGGGCCGUCCCUUUAGAUGCCUCCUGUUCUGUGCCACUCCGGUGGAUGCCUUCCGCCGAGAGGAAAAGAAGCGCUUAGUUCCAUUUCGUUGCCGCGAACUGAAGGAGAGCUAGCAUGUAUCCCGCGCCCAGACCCGCGCCGCGACGGGCACACGCGAGCCAGCAGCAGCAAGGCCAGCACCGUGCGAGAUAGGGAGGGUGGGAAGGAAGGAGAUGGGUUGCUAUCCCCUGCGCGUGAUCGUCUCCAAAGCGCUUGGGAAAUGCAACGAGAGCUCGCGCCUGGUUCACGGAUGCCUUUCUUCUUUCGAACCAUUCUCAAGCAGGAGGCAGCUUUGACCUUCCUUCUGCGCUGUUCUUUCUGGCAGAGUGUCGUUAUGCACCAGUGCUAGAGACCUCUUGUCUUUCUCAAGAUAGGUUUCCGUCGCUACAAUUCAGUUCUACCUCUGCUACUAGUUUUUUCUUUGCGGCGCGAACGAUGGAUGGAGGACCAGAGGAUGGACUACGCCAUGGCAUACCCUCCCGGCCCACACCCAGAGACGCUCUACAUGCGGCCCGUGGCGCGCACCGUCACCUUCAGCGGCACCAACUCCGUGCACAUGAUCCCGCCAAACCCGCCACCACAGCAGCAGCAACACCCAGAGCCCCAAGCGCCACCGCCCCAGCACGAGCCCCAGCCGCAGCCCGAGCAGCCCGCUCCCGCGCCGGAGCAAGGCGCGCCGCCGCCCGAGCAGCAGCCGAGGCAGCCGAAGCGAGGCAAGAAGAAGCCGCCGCGCCGCGUCCGGUUCGGUCCCGAGCCACCGCCACCGCAGCAGCAGCAAGAAGAACACCAGGAGCAACAGCAGCAGCAGCCGGAGCACGCGCCGAGCAGCAACCCGGGCAACGGCGCGCCGGGCCACCACGGCCAGCAGGGCCGCGGGCCGCCGGGGUACCUGAGGUACACGCCGUCGCCGCUGCCGAGGUGGGAGGCGACGCCGAGGCGGCACGAGUACUUCUCCGGGGAGUACCGGUACAGCUACCCGACGCCGGUGCGCGAGGGCAUCUACAGCAUGGCCACCGACGCCAACCGCCUCACCACCAUCUUCAGCGAGGAGAACCCCAACGCCUGCGCCAUCGUCUGACUCUGACCCUGAGCGCUUGAAGUCGGCCGGCCGGCCGGCGAGGAAUGAGGUUCUCCAUCGCGCCGUAUUUCCAUUAGCUCUUUGCACCGCCUGAUUGGAGGGAGGAGAAUCCGGUUCCCUUCUCGUAGGCGUAUGUUGUGCAGGCGAAAGAAAGGGGGAAUAGUUGGGUGGUAUGACACGAUGAGAUGAACAUUCGCGUUGUCUGGAUUCGGUUCGUAGGAUAUUACUUUCAUGAUGCUCUUUUCGCGCGCUUCUCUUGGAAAGCUAAGAAGAGAUUUGUCAAUGACUGUUGGCCACCAAAGACAGAUUAAUUAAGCAUAAUGUGUCUAAGAGGUGUAUGCGAUGGGAAUGCAUUGAACAGCGACCGUCUCCUUUCGCUGUCCUUCGGCCUAGAAUUUACGUGAUCAAAUCAUUGCAAAAA
Molecule: messenger RNA, 1557 nt
Organism: Aegilops tauschii subsp. strangulata
Lineage: Eukaryota; Viridiplantae; Streptophyta; Magnoliopsida; Poales; Poaceae
Source: RefSeq, a predicted model, not a curated record